Homalodisca vitripennis (glassy-winged sharpshooter) is the source of this 1618-nucleotide messenger RNA. Its product is annotated as acetyl-coenzyme A transporter 1-like. Bases 37 to 1578 code for a protein of 513 amino acids. Gene Ontology annotation, molecular function: acetyl-CoA transmembrane transporter activity. The transcript has 11 exons. Lineage: Eukaryota; Metazoa; Arthropoda; Insecta; Hemiptera; Cicadellidae. Gene Ontology annotation, cellular component: membrane. The record is from RefSeq and is a predicted model, not a curated record.
AGUCUAAUAGAGCCAGUGGUUGGAAAUAUUACAGAAAUGGUGUCCCUGGAGCAGCAGGUUCAGCCUGCUGGGACUGAAAAGGAAAAGGAGAAAAAGGAAAAGAUCCCCUCGUCGCUGGACGGGGACCGAGGGAACAUCGCUCUACUCCUGUUGCUCUACCUGCUACAAGGUAUCCCCUUGGGUCUCAUCGCUACCGUUCCUCUCAUCCUGCAGAACAAGGGAGUCCUGUACACGGACCAGGCAAUGUUCAGCCUGGUGGGAUGGCCCUUCAGCAUCAAGUUGUUAUGGGCUCCGAUCCUGGAUGCGAUCUACGUGAAGAGUUUUGGCCGACGUAAAACGUGGUUGGUUCCCAUACAGUUUCUAAUCGGGCUGUUCAUGCUGGUCAUGUCAUUCCAAGUGGACUAUUGGAUAGAGGAUCCAGAAGGUCCUCACAUCCUGCCGCUCACUGCGAUGUUUUUCGCUCUCAACUUUCUGGCGGCAACCCAAGACAUAGCGGUCGACGGCUGGGCCCUCACCAUGCUCAAGAGGGAGAAUGUUGGACAUGCAUCGACAUGCAACAGCAUGGGACAGACGGCCGGUUACUUGCUGGGUUACGUUGUGUUCAUGGCCCUGGAGUCGGCCGAUUUCUGCAACACCUAUCUGCGCUCCGUGCCCCAACCUGUGGGGGUUGUUACUCUUGGCAGUUUCCUGAUGUACUGUGGUCCGGUGUUCCUGGUGACGACAACUCUGGUAGGGCUGUUGAAGACAGAGACCGAGCCUCAACGCGAGGAUCAGGAUCAGACAUGUCUCAGCGUGAUCAACACUUACAGACAACUGUUGCUGAUCGCACGCCUGCCUGCUGUGCGCACCAUGGCUGUCGUACUCCUCACCUACCAGAUUGCUUUCAGUGCGAAUGACUCGGUGACGUGGCUCAAGCUCGUGUCUGCGGGAGUGCCCAAGGAACAGUUCGCAGUCGUCACCAUGUGCAUGUUACCACUCAAGAUCACUUUACCAGUGCUCCUAGCCAAGUACGUGGUGGGGGAGACUCCCAUGGAUGUCUUCAACAAGGUUUAUCCUUGUAGAUUGGCAUUUAACCUUGUCACUGCUGGCUUCGUCUGGGUCACACCACAUCUGAUGGUGAAACACCACUUCCCUACUUAUUACUACGGUCUUCUAGUCCUUAUCUACGGAGUAUAUCAGGUGUGGCUGUUCUCCAUGUUUGUGACCCAGAUGGCAUUCUACGCCCGAGUGAGUGAUCCUGCAUUCGGUGGAACCUACAUGACUCUCCUCAAUACCCUGACCAAUCUGGGCGGCUCCUGGCCUAGGACUCUGGUGCUACUGUUUGUUGACGGACUGACAUUCAAGUAUUGCUCCAACGACACUAAGAAUGUCUGCUCUAACCCUGAUCUCGUUAAGGUCUGUGAAGACGGCUACGGUCUCUGCCACUCGUAUGUAGAUGGCUACUACGUGCUGGUCGGCAUCUGUACAGUGAUCGGACUGUUAUGGAUGGGCUGGGGUCGCCGCACCAUCCAGGACCUCCAAGGCAGGGACCUCACAGACUGGAAAGUCAACGCAAACAAUCCAAAAGAUCAAAAAUAAUGUUUUAACUAUAUAAUAUAAUAUAAUUUUUACCAUAUAA